UGGCCGCCACUUGAAGUAUUUAUAACGAACCGAAUUUCCGUCGUUUGAGUACGAUUUACCCGGACGGACCAUCGAUUUCUGUAGUAUUGUUGUUUUUGUUCGCGAACCAUAUCGUUCCCGUGUGCGAUCAUCAGUUGUGCGUUUUCAAUUAAAUUUUUAGUUUUGUUUAUUAUUUUUUGGUAUCGUCAUAGUCAGCAUCGUAUAGUAUUAUAUACUGUAGUUCCUAGAAAUAGUAUUGUAAUAAAUUUUAUUGUUGUCUGGGAUCGUCUGUUGUCCGAGGACAAAAGCAAGUUGACACGCCAUUACUAUUACAAAUUGAUAAGAAAGAGUAUAAAAAAAUUAACCAUUGAUUUCAUAAAUAAUUAUUCGAUUUUAUCUAUUCGAGAAUCUAUAGUUAUUAUGCAUUUAUACUUCUUUUGUCGUAUGAAAUGUGCAGAUGUUAAUCUUAUUGCACGAGUUUUGCAGAUCAAAGGCUGAAUUGUGUCUGUUAUUUUGAGCUACACUUUAUUCUGUCCAUUUUAUUGCAAUUAUAUACUCGUAGUUAACUUUAUUGUAAUAUUAUCUUAUAAACAAAUUCUCUAAUCUUUAACUGUCAAGUAGUCUCUUGACAUUUGUUGCACCGCAGUGAUCAAAGUGGACGGGGCAAACUUCUGCUGUAUCAUCACACUGGCCAACAAAGUGGAUUACGUUGUGCGUAGAAGACCAAUUGGUGGUAUGAGGCCAGAUCUACAAAAACUUAUCUAUCAUACAUCAUCUGAUCAUUUCUCAGAACUUGAUAUUUACACUGUGCUCUAGUCUGCCACGCUGCUAGUAGUAUAGUGUAGCAUUUGAUAUAAGUGUGUGUAUUUAAAAGUUUUGUAGCCUACAAAAAGUAUAAUGGCACCUACAAGUCUAAUGCGUUCAAUUAAAAAAGAUUGGCAACGUCAAUCACAGUCAGAAUCAGAAGAUGAUGAUAUAGUUGGCAAGAAGGAUUUAAUGCCAUUUGUAUUUUCUCAAAUUGGACAUAAUUUUGUACCUUUGGUUGUAACAAUGGUUGGAUUACCUGCACGUGGGAAGACAGUUCUUGCUUAUAAAAUACAACAAUACCUCAACUGGACCAAUCAUAAAGCUAAAGUUUUUUGUGUGAGUUCAUACAGACGUAAACAUAUUGAAUCGUACAGUAGUCAUGAUUUAUUUCGUAAAGAAAAUAGAGAAGCUGCUGAAAUUCGACAAUUGAGUGUCCAGGAAGCUCAAGAAGAUGCCACUAAAUGGUUACAAGAAGGUGGAGAUGUUGCUAUUCUUGAUGGAACUCAUAUAACUCAAGAACGUCGUAAAACAGUACAUGACCAUUUUGCCAAAAAGAUGGGAUUUAAAGUUUUGUUUAUUGAAUGUGUUUGUGAUGAUGAAAUGUUAAUUGAGAAAAAUGUUAAAGAAGUAUUGCAGUUCAGCAAAGAUUAUCGUAAUAUGUCUAGUGAAAAAGCUCUUGAUGACUUUCACCAUAAAAUUGAACAUUAUAUGGAACAACAUGAGCCUAUGAAACCUAAAACUGAUGGCUAUAGUUAUAUCAAGUAUUUAAAUGCAGGUGAAAUGCUUAGCACUUAUCGUUUGAACUCUCCAUUACAAAGUGAAGUGCUUUCAUUUGUAUCGAGUUUCAAACCUUUUUCAAAAACUUUUUAUUUUUCUAGACAUGGUGAAAGUGAAAACAAUGUAUUGGGUCGUAUUGGUGGAGAUGCUGAUUUGUCUGUUAGAGGACGUACUUAUGCAGUGGCAUUGGCUCGAUAUUUUAAUAAUGAAGAAUGUUUAACUGGAUUGCGAGUAUGGACUAGUGAAUUGAAACGUACUCACCAAACUGUUCAAGGUAUUCAAGCUCCGAUAGAGACUGUAUCAGCUUUAAAUGAGUUAUAUGCUGGUGUUUGUGAAGGAUUAAGUUAUGAAGAGAUGCAAGAUAAAUUCCCUCAAGAAUUUGCAUGGCGUGAUCAAGAUAAAUUACAAUACCGUUACCCUUGGGGAGAAUCAUAUGUAGACAUAAUGAAUAGAUUAAAACCAGUUUUAUUAGAACUUGAAGGCGAUAUGGAUAAUUUGUUAAUAGUAAGCCACCAAGCUGUUUUGAGAUGUGUUCUUGGAUACUUUAUGAAUAAAAAACAUGAAGAAUUACCUUAUAUUAACGUUCCUUUACAUACAAUUAUCAAAUUAACUGUAUCUGGUUAUAAAUGUAAGAUGGAAGUUAUUAAACUUAACAUAGAUUGUGUGGACACGUAUCGAAUGCAACCUAAGAAUUGUUCUGUUAAUCGAACAACUGAUGAUGCUCUACUUACUGUCCCACCACAUUUUGAAAACUUAUCUUUAUGGAAUCGGCAGUCAAUUAUUCAAUUGUAAAUCUAAUUUUAUAGAAUUUCAAUAUGGUAUAUAAUAUAUUGUUCAAUUAGUAUGGAAGCUAUGUAUUACUUUAAUUAAUUUUAAAGCCACAUUAUCACAAUUAAUCAAAAUUUUUGUGGCAUAAAUAUUUUAUUUUAAUCUAUGAAAAUUAUUAUUAACUGUAUUAUAAGUUUCCAUUACUUACUACUGCAAUAAGAACAUUUAAAGUAAUAAUGUUUGACUAUUAACACAAUUGUUUUAGUACUGUUAGACAUAAUUAUUAAGGUACAUUUUGGGAAUAUGCUAUUUAUUUUAUUUAAAUAUAAGAUCAUAAUUAUACUAUUUUUUCUUUUUUUUGUGUGUGUUAGUGUUAAUUAUAUAUGAUAAGUUAAAUAGAAUGAGUACAUUUUAUUAACAAUUAACGAAUCUAUUCUUAACUUGCAUAUAAUUUUUACACUCAUUGUUAUAAUACUAAUAGCUUAUAAUUUGAGUAGUAUUAUAGUAAUUCUUACAAUGUUGAACACAAAUUUAUUUUAUUUAAUGUUUGAUCUAUUAUUUAUUUAAUUUUAAAUAUUUGAUGAUCACACAAACUCAUUUUACUUAAUAUAUCAUCUACAAGUUCUUAUGUGGGGGUAUAAACUAAUAAAGAUGAGUGUUAGGAAAUAAUUCAUUUUUUAUAAUUUUUGACUGAAACUAUUAUAUUCUUCCAUUUUUAUUAAAAAUGAUUAUUUAGACUAUAUAAAUAUUUUUAUACAAAUAAUAGUUUUUCUUUUUAUAUAGAAUGACAAAAUUAAUUGUAAUUUUA
This is a messenger RNA of Daktulosphaira vitifoliae (grape phylloxera), 3139 nucleotides long. RefSeq names its product 6-phosphofructo-2-kinase/fructose-2,6-bisphosphatase-like. Gene Ontology annotation, biological process: fructose 2,6-bisphosphate metabolic process; fructose metabolic process. The coding region runs from base 877 to 2355 and encodes 492 amino acids. The transcript has 9 exons. The record is from RefSeq and is a predicted model, not a curated record. Gene Ontology annotation, molecular function: ATP binding; 6-phosphofructo-2-kinase activity; fructose-2,6-bisphosphate 2-phosphatase activity. Lineage: Eukaryota; Metazoa; Arthropoda; Insecta; Hemiptera; Phylloxeridae. Gene Ontology annotation, cellular component: cytosol.